Molecule: messenger RNA, 738 nt
Organism: Striga asiatica
Lineage: Eukaryota; Viridiplantae; Streptophyta; Magnoliopsida; Lamiales; Orobanchaceae
Source: the annotation of a GenBank genome assembly
AUGGCAGACCAGUACCACCAACCACAACCCAGCCCAGAACCCACGCACCACAACCACCACCAACCCGACCCGCCACCCCAAAUGACCCACGACGACGACCGAGAAAAACCCCCCAAGAAGGUAAGCGGCUACGGGUUCCCCCCCUACGUCCGCCGCCGCGAAACCCUCUCCAAGGCCGCCGCCAUCAUCCUCCUCCUAGCCGCCACCACCGUCCUCAUCCUCUGGCUGGUCUACCGCCCCCACCAACCCAAGUUCCACGUCAUCUCCGCCGCCCUCCAGCAGCUCAACGCCACCUACUCCCCCACCCCGUCAGUCUCCGCCGCCGUGCAGCUGACGGUGGUCGCCCGCAACCCCAACCGCCACGUGGUCCUCCUCUACGACAACCUCUCGGCGCUCGUGUCAUACCUGGGCCAGCCCAUCACCCCGCCGGCGCCCCUCCCGCCGCUCCGCCACGGGACGAAGAGCACGGUGGCGCUCUCGCCGGUGCUGGGCGGCGGAGGGGCGGUGCCGGCGCCGCCGGAGCUGGUCGGGCAGCUCCUGGCGGCGCCGGACGGCGGGGUAGCGGGAAUGAGGCUGGUGAUUGAUGGGAGGAUUAGGUAUAGGGCGGACGGGCCCACGUUUAAGAGGGGGUGGCGCGGGGUGCGCGUGAGGUGCGAUCUGGUGGUGGGGCGGCUCACGGUGGGGUUCGUCGGGCAGCUGCCUCUGCUUAAGUCUCCGCCGUGUGAUGUCGACGCGUGA